AUGGUUUUAAUACGCAAAAUCAAAAGCGGACGUCGAUCAAUUGUGUGGAGAUACAAUGGUGAAGCACAGUAUCUUGAUGGACCUCAAUUGGUAGUGGUUUGGCCAUGUAUCAAUCGAAUACAACCAUUGACAUUACAUCAUGCUAAUGAUAUGCAGUAUUUAGAAGUCAGAUAUGCUGAUGGAAAAACAGAAAUUCAACCGGGGCCUGCAGCUUUGUUUGAUGAUCCACUGAAGAUUUCAUACAUUCAAACCAAAGAUCUGAUUAAGCUCGAUGCAAACGAAAUCUUAGUUUUAUACACUCAGGCUGACGAAAGCGAAAAACAAGAUUUACAUUCAGUACGUCAAAUAGUCAAAGGUCCAACACUGUAUGCACCGAAACCAAAUGAAUGGAUUCAUGAAUUCACAUGGCAUGGUGAAGAUGGUGCCCAUAAAACACAUAUCGUCCCUGGAGCAAAAAAAUUCCAAAAACUUCGCCUGAUUCCUGAUCAAUUCUAUUACAAUAUAACCGAUGUACGUACUGCGGACGAUGCAUUGAUCACUGUGAAAUUAAUGAUCUUUUUCGAAUUGAUGAACGUUGAGACGAUGUUGAACAAUACACGUGACCCAAUUGCAGAUUUUAUCAAUGCGAUUUGUGCAGAUGUCAUUGCUUUCGCAUCUGUACGAAAAUACGAAACAUUUUUGGAGAAUGCCAAUCAGCUCAAUCAAUUAGAAACUUAUCCGCAAUUACUAGCACGUGCAGAAACAGUCGGAUAUCGAAUAAACAAGGUCGUUUUUCGAGGUUAUCAAGCAACAGAAAAACUACAAUUGAUGAAUGAUAACGCUAUUGAAAAGCGUACGAAAUUACGAUUGGAAGACGAAGCAGAACGUCAGUUACAAAUUCUCGAAGAUUUAAAGCUAGAAAAACGCUUCGAACGAUCACAAAAAGAACGAAAAAUGCAACUUGAACAGAUGUUGCACAAGCUCGAUAUGGACAAACAACAGCAUGCUGGUCGUUUACAAGCAAAAGAAGCAGAAAAUCAACUCGAACAUGAACAUCAGCAACUCUUACAUGAAAGCGAAAUAAAAUUCUAUGAAAAAUUAAGAGAACUCGGAACGGACAUUACCCAAGUAAUGGUCGCACAACAACGUAAUCCUGAUAAAUUAAUUCAGAUUGUGAAUGAUAAUGAACACAAAACAUCCAAAACGACACCGACUGUUCAGUUCGUAGACAAUCUUUGA
Molecule: messenger RNA, 1218 nt
Organism: Adineta ricciae
Lineage: Eukaryota; Metazoa; Rotifera; Eurotatoria; Adinetida; Adinetidae
Source: the annotation of a GenBank genome assembly